AUGCUGUCGGCCCCUGUCAAAUCAGCCAAGCGCAUCUCCUCGCUUUUCUCCCUGAGCUCCAAUCGUGAUACCUCCAGUCCCUCCUCUCCCGGCUCUCCCGGCUUCCCGCGAACCUCCCCCGAGCAGAAUCCUGCGGAUCGUCGACGACGCAGCAGUUCUCGCCCCGCCCGCCUCGUCUCCAACCCCGUCGACUAUGGCGACGCUCGCUCCCUUCGCUCCCCCGGUCCCAACGAUGCCUUCUCCCUGAACGAUCCUCUCCCGCCGCCCCCCUCCCUACUGGCCGUCAACCAGGACCUUGCCGGCAGUGUUCCCAGCUCCCCGACGGAUGGCCGACCCCAGAGUCGUGGCCGUCGAUUGAGUGCCAGUCGUCCUGCCAGUUCCGCGGGGCUAUUUGUCCCCGGCUCCGGCCCCGAUUCGCGUCCCGGAACCCCCUCCAAACGACGCAGUUGGAUGCCCGGACGCAUGCGCGCCAGUUCGGUCGACACCCGCCCGACAAACCCCCAGUUACCCAGUGCCUGGAUUGCCGGUUUAGAGCAGAAAAUCCUCUACGACCUGGAUCCGUUGGCCAGGGGAGACCAGAUCCCGGAGCUGUGGAACGACGCCGGCGACACCUACGUCUAUCUCUUCCCCCAGAAUACCGGUCGACCUCCCUCCUUCAAACUCCAUUCCACAGUCUUUGCCGAUUCCCCCUCCCUCAAUUUCCUUGCCCGGGGCACAGACCCCCGCUACAACAACUCUCUCGAACACCAGACUCGCUCCGUCUCCUUGGGGAAUCCCAGUUACUCCCCGCCCUUGGGUGCCCAGGAUCGUCUUGCCGACAAUGACGGCGAUAGCUCCGGUAGCAGGAGAAUCCCCUUUGGUGAUGACGAUGGGACCGAUGAGUUCCAAGAACUGCAUCUCUACCUCCCCGUCCCCCUGCAGGGUGAUGUCUCGAACCCCCACACCCGCAUCUCCCAGGAGGACACGGAAACCCUGCUGUUGUUCCGCAACCUGUUCGCCUUCUUACUCGGACAGUCGCUGAUUGCGACGCCGCGCUCCCCUUCCCUCUUCUCCAUCUUCAUGGAUGUGGCCACCCUCCUGUCGCGCUUCGAGUUUUCCAACCUCGACGGCUCCAACUUUGGUGAAACCGCCACCACCAGCUUCGGCAACUACUGCGAUGAACUCCAUCUGGCCGAUGUCCGCCGCAGCCGGGAGAAGACCAUCGAAGCCAUUGUCCUGGGCGAGCGGCUACGUUUCUUUCCCCUGUACCUAGAAGGUUUCGUCCACGGAGUCGGAAAAUUGGACGAGCUGAAGCAGCUGAGGAGUCCCAAAUACAGCCUCAUUAGCCCUGUCACGCAAAAACGCUUGGAACGUGGCUUCAUCGACCUGGACACGCGUCUCCGCGUGUUGUACAGCAAGCUCGACGACUUUGACUUCCCCUCGGUCUUUUCCGGCAUCGCCAACUCGGCGACUUCCGAGGAGAGCAAGGUCAUCCGCUUCAAGGCCUGGAAGGCUGCCUUUAUGGAAUUCCGUCGCUUUGUCAUGCAGUACUAUCGCCAAAAGUACGGCUCCUGGCCCCCCAAGGCCCGGUCGAAGAAGAACCACUUUGAGGAGAGUGGUCUGAACCGCCAGGUGCUCCGAGAGCUAUACGAGGACUUCACCAACCUCUACGACAUGUUGGUCGACCGCACGGCGCUGACCACUCGCACCCUGGAUAUGUCCGGCGAUACCUCGGAGGCCCACACCUAUGAGGAAAUCAUGAACCGCGCCCUGCGCCAGAUCGAAAGCGAGUACGAUCGCGCCACGCCGCCCGUGCAGCCGCCCAUUCCCUUUGACAUCCCGCAAUAUCCCUCACUGCAGUCCCUCCACCAGAAGCCCAUGGAUCCUAAGAAGGAGGCGAAGAAGAAGGCGAAGAAGCUCAAGGAUUCCGACAUAAACGCGAUCCUCAUGGGUUCCUACACCCGCGAAAGCCUGCGGCCCACACCGUUCAUCGAGGCCUUUAUGCAAUUCGAGCGGCGAUGCGCUCACGGCAAGACCCUCAACGACCUCGUGGACCUGCGAUGCGGGCAGUGGAUCCUGCUCUACUGUGUCAUCCAGGCCUUGCCGCUGCUGGUGGUGGAUGUGCAGGAUGUCAAGUUCACCAGCGGGGUGGAAUACUUCCUGUGUAUCGCCCCUCGCGGCGGUGCGCCGUGGAUUCACAACGACGGCAAGGCGGCGCGCAGUUGGUUCGGCGUCGCAGGCGGCUCGGGUCUGGUCAGUCUCCCUUCGGAUGUGGUCGUGAACGGGGUGGAAGGCAUCUACCGGCGCAGCCACUGCUGGCAGGUGGCCGAACAGUGGGCCGAAAAGGACGCGAUUCUCGCUCCGCCCACGGUCGAUGACCCAUACGACAACGAAUCCUCGUUAUCCUCACCCUACCAGGGCCAACAGUCGUCGGCGGGUUCGUCGGCGGAGCAACAGCUGCAACAAUUACAGCUUCAGCAACAGCAGCAGCAGCAAUACGUGGCCACGGGCUCGCCACUGCUGAGCCCCAACGGUCUGACGCCGCCGCCACCGCCCGCCAUCCCUCGCACAACGUCUCCCGCCGCCCGGAGUCGCGCCGAGCAUCGGCACUCGAUCUACCCGGGUCUGGAAGCCCUCCCGCUGCCCGCGGGCGUCGCACCAAUCGAUCCUCCGUCCCGACCGAUCAGUCGGUUCAACCCAAACAUGAGCUUUGACGAUAUUCUGAAGCAGGUCCCCAACCAAAAGGGGAAGAAAUAA
Aspergillus terreus NIH2624 is the source of this 2736-nucleotide messenger RNA. RefSeq lists its product as uncharacterized. Lineage: Eukaryota; Fungi; Ascomycota; Eurotiomycetes; Eurotiales; Aspergillaceae. The transcript is spliced from 2 exons. The record is from RefSeq and is a predicted model, not a curated record. The coding region runs from base 1 to 2736 and encodes 911 amino acids.